GAUUUUUUGUUUUAUUUAUCAAUACAAUCUCCCCGAAUGAACAAAUAAAACGAUGAUGAUUAUUUGCCUUCAUUGCUUAAAGAAUUUUAGGGAACCGAAAAUGCAGAGGGACAGUCAUCUGAAUAGCAGAAAGCUAAGUAAGAGUUAAAAAUGAAAUGCAAGAUUGGGGAAAUUAGGCCUGAUGACUCCAAUGAGUAAUACUUUAACAACUGACUUUGAGUAAAUGACAUUAGACACAUCACCUAAAGAAAGCCUGAUUAUUCAAAACAAUUAACUCAACGUUGACACUAUUGAUGAAUAAGAAGAGAAUAUCCAUAAAUUAUAAGUACAAGGAACACAUAAUGCUUAGAAACAUUAAAGUUUCAAGCUACCUAAAGAAUAAAAGAGAAAAUCUCCAAAACAUAAAACAUGUUAACCGCAACUGACUGAACCUCCUAGUCAAGAAGUAGAUGAAAAUCAAGAUGCUAUCUUAGAGAUGCAAUCCCCUAGCUCUAAUGAUACUCCUUAACUAAAUGCUCAAACUUUAUAAUUAAUCAAAGAACUCUGGAAUUCAGAAAAGAAUGAAACUGAAUAUUUUUAGGAUAUAAUAGAUGGUCAUUCAAUUCCAUAAGGAUUACAGUAUGAAUAUAGUUAUCUUAACUAACCGAUUUAUUCUCCACCUCUUGAAUCUCAAAGUCCUUAGGUACAAUUUGAACCAGAUAUUGAAAUGGAUCUCUAUAUCACCUCUUUAGUAGUAAUAAACAUGGUAUUAAUAUGUAGGAUUAACUUUGGGGAAACCAGAUUGUAAGUAGAAAACUAUAAAAAAUGUUAGAACAAGGUACUUAAGAAUAAAAAGAAUUGAUUGCUUAGAAAUUAGAACGUAUAAGUCCACAAAUAUAAAAAGAUGUAUUUGGCAAUUAUGUGGUUUAAAAAAUAUUUGAAUGCAGUAUUAUUGAUAUCAAAUUCUAGCUAAUCAGAAAUUACAAUUAAGAAUGUUCAAUAAAUUAAAAUCUCAUUUUUAUGAUUUAUCUAAAAAUAAUUUUGGAUGCAGAGUUAUGUAGAAAUUGAUUGAAUAUACAUACAAUCGUGAAGAUUUGUAAUUGAUUGUACUUUAACAAUUAUAAUCUAACAUGAGAUCUUUAAUCUAUGAUUUGAAUGGAAAUUAUGUAAUUUUUAAAAUGUUAGAAACAUAUGACAAAUUAAAAAUGGAAUUUCUAAUUCCCAUAGUAGAAGAAUCUGUAAUUAAUUAUUCUAUAUAGUUUAAUUAUAUGGGCUAAUAAAUAUAUGGCUGCAAAAUCAUUCAUAAAAUAAUAUAAUAAUACUCUCCAUAACAAAUAAGUAGAAUAAUUAGAUUAUCUGUGUAGAAUUAUAGUAUACUAAGUCAAACUGAAUAUGGAAAUUACGUUUUAUAACAUAUUUUAUAAUAUUGGAAGCCAAGCUAAGAAAAAGGAUAUUUGGUUCAAUUAGUUAUAUAAUAGUUUUACUAGCUUAGCAUCAACAAAUACGCAAGGUAUAUCAUUUUAUAUUUUUAAAGUAAUACUGUUGAACGAGCCUUAGAAGUCUUAGGUAAAUAAGAAUUAUUAGCAAUAAUGAAAUGGCUUCUGUGUCGUAGUCCAAAUUAAUAGUAAAUAAAAUACGUAUUAUCAUUUUAGCUAAAGCAAUUUCGUUGUAUUAGCUAAUCAUCAAUAUGCGAAUUAUGUUAUAAAGAAAUUUCUAGUUUUAAGUGACAACAGUGUACAAAGAUAUAUAUCAGAUCAUUUAUCUUAAAAUUAAUCAGAACUAACAGCCAUCAAGUCGACUGUGCAUGGUAUUAAAUUAUUCAAUAAUAAUUAGGCCAAAGAAUUUAUAGCCUUUUGGAGAAACAAAUCCAACACUGAGCUUUAUGACAA
This is a messenger RNA of Paramecium sonneborni, 1868 nucleotides long. The record is from the annotation of a GenBank genome assembly. Lineage: Eukaryota; Ciliophora; Oligohymenophorea; Peniculida; Parameciidae.